This is a messenger RNA of Drosophila elegans, 12832 nucleotides long. RefSeq lists its product as uncharacterized. NCBI's taxonomy places the organism in Eukaryota, Metazoa, Arthropoda, Insecta, Diptera, Drosophilidae. The record is from RefSeq and is a predicted model, not a curated record. The transcript has 8 exons. Gene Ontology annotation, molecular function: protein binding. The coding region runs from base 1070 to 10591 and encodes 3173 amino acids.
GAUGUUUCGCCACCUCUAUAAUUUUUUAGAAGCGGAAAGUUGUGAGCAAAACGCGUGGAAUUGUGCUCAAAACGUCAACAAAAAAUUUGUGAAAAUAAAUGGAAGCAUAGUAUGCGAACGCGCCAAUCGCAGAACUAUGAAAUUCCACCGUGAAACGUGUUAGUUUUGGCUGCAAAAGCACUUUUAACUUACGUUUUCCUAUUAGCGUGUUGGAAAAGAGGAAAACACACACAAUGUAGUAAACGUUCAAAACAACGUCGCGUCGUUACUUGAAUGCUACGAAUCGACAAUGUGCAACAGAACAAAAAAAACAAGUGUCCAAAUGUAUACAAAUCCAAUUGUAUUAUAAAAAUUGAAUUAAAAAGUUCUGAAAGUAAAAACAACGUAGCUCACCGUCAAAUUAAACUGAGUUGUGCAAAAUGAAGUGAAAAUGCAAAAUUAACAUAGUAAACGAAACAACGAAGGAUCGUUUAUAUGAAUACCGUAUCCCCAAAAUACAAGUUGCAACGUACAACGACGGACAACAACGCAAAAUAUAUAGGGCGGGAUUAUCAUCUAUACAAGACAGGAUCAGGUUCACGAUAAGGGUCCAGGUUGCGAAGUAGAGGAAGCAACAGCGAAGGAUCCAGGAAGCAAGCAGAGGAAGUUGUCGAACCUUUCGCAGCGUUAUGAUUGUGAUGGCUGACAAUGUGAUGUGGCACAGAGUUGGAAAUCGUCUAUGCAAAUCGAGCGCGCACCACCGCCUACGCCUACAGUUGUUACCACAGGGAGUGUCAGCCUCCGUCCUCCGUGCCAGAGCCAGAGGUUAUGCUUUGAGCCCCCAAUGUUUUGGGGGCACGUCAACGAAGGACCAACAUCGUCAGCAGGAGCAGAAACUGCAGCAGCAGAACCGGCAGCAACAUGACGGCUUUGCCUGUGAAGUAGUGUUGUGAAAUAGAAACUAAAACAGAAACCGAUACCGAAACCGAACUCUACCAAGCGAGUGAACUCUCAAGCCGAUUAAGGCAUCUUCCCUCUAAACACACGUUUAAUUUUAGUCCGCAGACCGAUCUGCAGCACCAGCACCACCAUGCCCAUGUCCAGCCACGACACGGUCUUCGUGGAGCCCGCCGUCAGCAGCAGUGGCGGCGGAAGCACGAGCAGCAUCAAUCGCGUCGGAGUAGCCGGUGGCCCCCAGCCGCAGCCUCCACACAUCGUCAUCGAUGGCAGCAGUCUCUCUACGCAGGCACAACUGCAGCGCAUCAUGCAGCGUCGCAUGUCGAUCAGUACGCGCCAGAUCCUCACCGCCAGUCAGUCCCAGUCGUUGAAUCCAACGCAAAAGUAUGCAGUGCGUACGGCAGCCGGAACCGGAGCACUGGCCGCAACGUCAGCAACUUCGGCCAGUUCCGGCCAGGAGCUGAUCAAUCCCCAGAUCUACAAGAUUGUGACCACUGACGGUAGCACCAGCAACGUCAUAAUCGACGCCUCGGCUGCGGCGCCGCCGCACAACUCAAAACUCCUGCUUAGCAAUCUCACGGUGCUCUCCAAGCAGGGGCCAGUCCAAGGAGGAGCCGCCCAGCAGCAGCAGCAGAUCAACUAUUUGGGUGCCAAGAGUCUGCCGUAUGUGACGGCAUCGCCGGCAAAGCCGCAACAGCAGCCCCAGAAAUUCGGGAGCAUUAGCGCUUUUAAGGCGCAACAGCAGCAGCCACAUCAUCCGCAUGCCACACUGCAGAAGGUGACUUUGGGCUCCCGCGUCGCCACCCGCCUGCAGUCUUAUGUCCCGGCCACUCCGUCGCAGAUAAUGGUGCAGCCGGCACAACCAAAGUUUGUAAGCGCCACGGCUACAGCGUUGGGUGGGAAUGCAGCUCUUCUAAAGAAGGCCAAUCAAAAGAUCACGGUGAAGAGCGUGGGCAACAUGUCGCAGCAGCAGCAACAACAGCAACAACAACAACAACAGCAGCAACAUCAACUACAAGCCCAGCAACUGAAAACCUUUAUCACGCAGCAGCAGCAACAGCAGCAAACAUACAAGGCGGGGGCCAAGGCAAAGUUUGUUAAACAGACGACUGCCCUGUCCAUUGCUGCCCUGCCCCAACAGCAGCAGCAGCAGCAGCAGGGUACCUAUACCAAACAGCCAAUGGUGUCAACGCCCACGCCCGCCAAGGUCACCAAACUGAACAGCAAGUAUGUGCAACAGCAGAUAAGUCUGCCGCAGGGAACGCAACUGCAGCACAAGACGACGCCGAAUGUUGCCGGAGGAGGAUACCUGCUGCAGCAGACUCAGGCUGCUGGCGGAGGAACCAUCAAGUUUGUCAACUCGCAUGGCACCGUCAUCCAGCAGCAUCCCCAGGCGACGAAGCGCACCCACUACAACAGCAGUAGUAGCAGUGAAAACGAGCAGCAUUCGGCGGCCAACUCCUCACUGAUCACCGACGACGUGAUGAUCGUCAACGGCACUCAGAUGACCGACGAGUUGUCUGCCCGGAUCCUGCAGAGCAUGGCCCAGAAGUCGUUUGGUCAACAGCAGCAGCGAUUUCAGUCGGUGCCAGCCACGGGCAGCAGCAACAUGCCGCCUCCCACCCAGAUCAUUUACAGCAACAGUAGCAGUAGCAAUGGGCCAGCCGCCAGCAGUCCCGGCGGAAAUCCUCCAGGAAAUCUUCUGCUUGCCCACUACCAGGCAGCCGGUUCAAAGCCGGUCUCAUCGGCUUCGUUCCUCACUGUUACGGGAACGCCUCCGGUUACGGUGGCCACCACGCCGUCAGUGAGCAUAUCCUCGCAUGGCUUUGCCAGCGGUAGCGCGGCCAUCUCCUCCUACAUGUCGUCAGCGACGGCGGCGCGCCGUCAAUCGGUUAGCGCGCCCAGCAGUAGAGCAGUGUCCCUGGAACGGAAGCAGCACCAGCAACACCAACACCAGCAGAUGCAGCACGAGGUGAUGAGUGGCGGACGGAAGGCCAUCGAGUAUUACAACAAGCUUGGCGUCAACAGCAUCGUCGGCAGCAGCAGCAGCCUCACCCAAAGUAACAGCAUGAGUAAUCUCGGAGCGCUGCGGAGCAAUAGUGGCAGCGGAUUCGCCACGACCACUCCAACGCCAGCAGCGCCUCUUCACCUGACGCAGCUUAACGUUCCAGUCCACGUGGAUGCCGCACCGCCGUCGUCGCCAGCACUGGUCAAGAUUGCGUCUCAGGCUUCGGCUUCGGCGCAGUCGCAACAACAGUCCUAUCCCUUGGGACACAACCAACUGAAUGCCAACGAUGAGGAGCUGUACAUCGAGGAGGUGCGUCCAGUGCCAGUGCUCACGCAGGAUCUACGCCUCCAGCAGCUGCACGCCAUCAUGCAGGACCACACGUACGCCUCCCAACAACAACAACAACAACAGCAGCAACAGUCUCAGCAGACAACAGGGGAUACCACGAUCCUGGGAGCAGCACAGCAAGCUCAGCAGCCUCAGCAGUGGUCGCUGGGUGGAAUCGGUGUCACGGUGGCCGGUGGUCAGACCACGCCCACAGCUGCAGGCGGAUAUGCCAGCUACUAUGGCCAGCAAAUUCCACGGCAUGUGGCAGAUGAUGAUGCCCACUCAGCUAUCAGCAGCAGCUCCCGCUUGGGACUGACCAGUACAGACAUUGAUCCUGGCGAGGAGACGGAAACGGCACCCGAAGCUGAGGCCGAAGACGACUCCGUGACGCGCUGCAUUUGCGAACUUACCCACGACGAUGGGUAUAUGAUUUGCUGCGACAAGUGCUCGGCCUGGCAACACGUGGACUGCAUGGGCAUCGACCGCCAAAACAUCCCGGAGGAGUAUAUGUGCGAACUGUGUCAGCCACGUGCGGUGGACAAAGCGAGAGCUCAAGCACUGCAGCGACAAAAGCGAAAGGAGCACAUGCUGCUGGUGGCCACGCAAGCGGCCAAUGGAGCUGCAGCCGUGGCGGCAGGAACAACGCUCAGCGUUGGACUCGGUGGUGGAUUGGCAAUGUCUGAGGAACUGCAGCACAGGUUGGCAUCGGGCCUGAAUGGCGGAUUCGCCACGGGUACCGGCAUGUCCAAGAAGACGAAGAAAACCAAAGAGAAUGCGGUUAGUAAUUCCGCCUUGAAGAAAACCAAGAAGAGCGGUGUGGGAAUGGGUGGCGAGAAGAGUGGCAGUGGAGGUGGUGCCACCUCCGGCAGUGGCGGCAAAUCGAGUAAGAAGAGCAGCAAACGCAAGAGCAAGUCCAGCGGCGAUGGAUCGUGUGGCGGAGGCAGUAGUCCCGCUUUGACGGCCGCCGAAAAGCACGCCGCCAACCUGCGCCAGUGGAUCGAGCACUACGAAUAUGCAGUGACCAAUCACUAUUCGCCGGAACUUCGGGCGCGCCUCCAUGCCAUUCAAAAGCAACCCAGCUUGCUCCAAAGCAUACAAAACACGGAGAACAAGGCGUUGCGGCAAAUUCAGCAGCAACUGUCGACGGCCGGCAGUAGUGAGCAGCUUGAGCAACGCGCUCAGCUCAUUCCGUAUGCGGGCGCCAAAGUUCUCAUCAGCAGCAUGGAGUUGGCUCCACAUGCCCCCAUCCACGAGUUACGCGGCAAGUACAUGCUGACCACCCAGUUUCGCACCCAGAAUCCCACCGUCAACAUGAACACGCCGCCGCCCAGCAACUACCUGAAUAGCUUCAAGGCGCACAAGACGCCGGGUCAGUUUGUCUUCUUCUACCAACUUCCCGGCGUGGAGGCGCCCAUGCAAACGCUGCGGCCGGAUGGAAGUGUGCCGCAAGUGACGCAGCAACCGCCCUCUUAUCUCAAAGGUCCGGAAGUGUGUGUGGAUACGCGGACGUAUGGCAACGAUGCCCGCUUCGUGCGUCGCUCCUGCCGGCCGAAUGCAGAGUUGCAGCACUACUUCGAGAAGGGAACGCUGCACUUGUUUAUAGUCGCACUGACGCACAUACGUGCCCAGACGGAGAUAACGGUGCGCCACGAACCGCACGACCUGGCCGCGGUGGAGCAGAAGAAGUCGCACGCUGCCGUCAUUCAGCCCACGAGUACGCGAUGCGCCUGCGACAUGGGCAGUGACUGCCUCUUCGCCCUUCCGCUGGCCGUGCAGCAGCAGCUUCAGGCUCCGCCGGCACAGCCCAGGAGCAGUCAUCGGAACAAGGCGGCUGCAGUGGCGGCGGCCAACAGCGCGGCAGCCAUACAGUUAACCAUGGGAUUGGGCGUGGGUGCGGCGGUGGCGGCUGGAGCGGGUGUUUUGCCCAAUUCCAGGAAUCGUUCCACCUCCUCCAGCGGCGAGAGCAGUCAAAUGGGACUCAAUAGUCCGCAACUUGGGCAGUUGAAUCUGGGCUUCAAGCCCUCGCCGACGGCAGCAUCGCUGACGGCGCCCGUUCCCGGAGUUCACUGCAACAACAGCGGCGGGAGCAGCAGCAGCAGCAGCAACAACUCCUGCUCGGUGUCCAUGUCCAGUGUGCUGCAUGACUCUGGCAUCUGCACGUCCUCCUCGUCGCCCUCGGUGUCCAUUCCCUCGCCCACGCCCACCCAACUGCAGUCGCCGACAUUGCAGCAUCAUUCGCACCAGGUGCCGCAGCAGCAAUUAUCGCUUUUGCAGCGGAGUCCCACUCAACAGCAUCAGCAGCAGAUCCUUGCUGCGUUGCCCACGCCUAUGCUCACGCCGAUGCUUUCACCGCAGUUGCCCAAACCGGUGCAGCAACAGCAGCAGCCGCAUCAGCAGUCACAUGUUGUGUUGCCAUUGCCGCGGCAAUCUUCGUUGCUGCAGCAGCAGCAGCAACAACCGCAGCAAAAUCAGGAGCCGUUGGCUGUAAUUGCAGCCGCUGCCGCUGCCCAACAACCCAUGGCCACCUAUUUCGUGCGACAACCCCAGCAACAACUAUCGCCACAGCCGCAAGCCGUGGUGACCCAACAGCAAAAUGUUGUAACCCCACAACAGCAACAGCAGCAACACUUCCUGCAACAGAAACAACAACAACAUCAACAGCAGCAGCAACAAAUGGCAGAUGAGGCUAGAAUGGCAGUGAGUGCUUUGCAAACUCUGCAUGCUGCCCCCACUUCGCAUAUAGUGACGCCCAUCAAAGUGGCCACAGUGCAGCAACAACAACCGCAGCCUCAACAUCAGCAGCAAACUCACCAGCAGCAAGUACAUCAACAGCAAAUAGUUCAACAACAACAGCAACCACAACAACUUCAACAACAAUCGCCGCAACUGAACUACCCUCAAUCGCCGCAACGGCAGCAAAAACCUCAGUCGAUGCAACAUCAGCCGCAGAUAAUCUUUUCAAGCGGAGCUCAGGCAAUACCGGUGACCACGCCCACGAAAUUAAGUUCACCCACAAAGAGUGUGGCGCCUGUGAUGAGCAACAACAACAACAACAGUAGCAUAAAUAUCGGUGCCCAAGCAUCGGUGGUUGGGGGAAAGAAAACACCUGCCAAGCAGCAGCCACAACAACCAUUGACUCCGGUUUCUGGCGCCACAAUUCCAGCAGCAACUCCUUCGCCAGCCGAGUCCAAAGAGGAUGAUGUAUCGUCCAGUGUCACUACGACUCCAACCACUCGCACGCCGGCCAAGGAUAAGCCGAAACAGUCGCGUGAGGAUCGCAAGUUGGAAGCCAUCCUGCGAGCGAUUGAGAAAAUGGAGAAGCAGGAAGCUCGCGGCAAGAAGGAGACACGUCAGAGCAGCGGUGGCAAGCGGCAGGCGAGCAACUCGCCCGCCUCGCCCAACAAACGGGGCAGCUCCAAUUCCAUCAGUGAGGAUGUGGACACGCCAACUAGUUCUGCCUCCUCGGCGGCUGCUGCCCAGCGAAGGAAUAAGAAGAAGCGUAAAGUGAGUCGCAGCUACAACAACACCACGAAUGGCAUGGGCUCAGGCGGGGGCAGCAAUAACAAGCGGAGGAAGAGCAUCCUGGUGGAAUCCGAUGGUGAUUCGCAUGCAUUGACUAACUCGGAAUCGGAGGAUCAAGUGCAGUCACAUCCACAUCCGCAGCACAGCAGAUCAGAGGAUCAGGCGGCAGGUCUUCUCCUGGCAUUGGCCCACAACAACAAUGCCUCCCCCAAUGAGUCAUUCAAAUCGCCCUCAUCGCAAUCGCAUUCUCUACCCGCAACUCCGGCCUCCGUGAGCAGCGCUUGCCUGCUGAUCGAAGCGGCCAUGGGCCCGUUGGAACAGCAACCGGCGACAGCAUCACCCUCCCUGGGCGAAUUUAAGUUCCCGCCCGGCGGGGCCAAGACCAAGAAGACGCUUAUGUCCAAUUGGUUCCAGCAGGCGGAACAAUGCGAGCAGCAACACGCCUCCGGAUUGGACAGCCUGGUGCAGGCGGCCAUGAGUGAGAUCAACGGCGAACGCGAGCAGCUGCAUCACCAGGCCCAAGGCCAGUCCAAUCUACUCAAGGUGGAACAGUUCAUCCAUCAGGCGGAGUCGACCACUGCGGUCACUGCUCGCGAGCAACUGCAUCUGCCAUUGCAAAACAACUCGUCAGUGAAGAAGCGCUGGCUACGGCAGGCCAUUAGCGAAGAGACCACUCCGGUUGACGAACUGCAGCAGCAGCAGCAGCAGCAAAAUCAGUCUGCAGCUGCCACGCCCUCGCCUCAGCCGGUGCCCACGGUGUCGCCUCUGGCGAACGGAUUCGGUACGCCUCUGAAGAAGCGGCGUCUGGUGGUGAUCAGUAAUGGAUCGAAUGUGGAAGCCGAUGAGCCGCACAUCGAUGUUAUCGGAGACCCCAAGGAGGAGGCAGAGGACAAUGUCGUGAUGCCUGCACUGAAGGUGGAAACAGAACACCAACACAACCAGGAGCAGGACGACGACGUGGACAUCCUACGUUCGCCCAGCCCGGGAACUCAUCAAAUAGUCGCCGAGGAUAAUCUCGUUAAGAUCGAACCCGAGGACACGAGUGCGGCGGCCGAUGACGUCAAGAUCGAUGUGGAACGCGAGGAGAGCCAGGCCUGCGACAAAUUCGAGGAGAUGGUCAAGGUGAAGCGCGAAGAGGAGGAGCAACGUGAGCAGCAAAACCAGCAGCUGCAAGAACGCCAGGAGCCACAGCUUCAACAGCAACCCAAAGUUGAAAUCUCUGCAGUGGAAACGAAACUGGAAAACACCGUGGUCAAAGCGGCUCUCAAAGUGGAGACAACACCACCAGAGCUAAUGGCACCCAAAGUGGAAGCGGCGAAGGUGGAGCCCAAGCCGGGCGAAUCCCUGCUGCGCCCCACAGCGAUUUCAGUUGCAGCGGCCGCAGCAACAACCGCGGCAGCAACUCUGCUCGAUGUGGGCAAAGUGGUUGUCAAGACUAAGCCAACACCACCGCCUCUUAAGCUGGAGGAUGAGCCGCAAAAGAAGAAACCCAAAUUGGAGGCAGCACUACCAUCAACUACAUCAACUUCAAUUGCAGCUCCGCCACUUUCUGGACUAUCCAUGCCAGCAGCAGCCACAGCGACGACGACAACAACAACCAUGACUGCAUCGGCAACUGGCGCUCCGAGUACCAAAAAUCUCACCGAGCUCGAUAUACAAGAACGAUUGCUCUCCUUCCAUGCAGCCAACAUUUCCUUCCUUCAGUCGAGAAACAAGAAGGCUACCACCGCAGUCUCGUCAUUCACUUCCUCUUCCGCUCAGAAGAGCAAUAGUAGUAGUGGUGGCAGUGGUGCAGAGUCGAAGAAAUCCUCCAAGGAUAAGGACGAGAAGCGCGACAAGGAGAAGCAGUUGAAAAAGUCCAAGAAGGAUAAAAAGAAGUCCAAGGAUAAGGAGAAGCAAAAGGCGGCUGCUCAUGCAGCACCACAAAUCGUUGAGACGAAGAAGAAGCCAUUGUUGCCGGCAAAGUCAGAGAGCAAAUCCUCGCCAGCGCCGAUCCUAGUGCCACCUAGUGUGCCAGCUGCUACGGCGAACGGAAAGACCAAGCACAUGACGCACAACAAUGUGGAUCAGCAACAGCAGCUGCAGCAGCAGCAGCAAAUGAGGCGUCGCACCAUGUCCAUGUGCAUCACCCCAGUCACACCCACUCCGGUGUCCAUGGCCGCAACACCGCUGGGCACGCCGCCAACAACUAAAAAGCGUCAGACCAACUUUGAGCAGGAGCUGACCAAGCCAAACAGCCAGAUCCUGAGCAGCAGCAUCCUACUGAACAGCAGCAAAGGUUUGGGCCUGCCGCUGGCCACGCCUACAGUUGUGGGCAUGCCCACGCCUAUUCAACAGCAGCAGCACCGCAAGGAGAACAACCACCAGGAGGCGACACCCGCCGCGAGUGGCGGAGGCAUGAGUCUGGCGGCUGCCAUUGCUAGCGGCAAACUAACUGCCAUCAGCCGGCGGCGGGAGUCCAUGUGUGGCAGCCGGCAGCAGGCGCUCAUUGCGGCCGCCUUGAAGAAGGAAAAGAAGGAGAAAAAGAAGAGCAAGAAAAAGGACCGCGAGAAGCAGAAGCACGAGAAGCAAAAGGGCAAGGACAAGGAAAGGGAAAAGGACAGCAAGGAUGGCAAGCAGAAGACGAACCACAUACAGAAGGCGGCUCUUUCGGCUCCAGUCACUCCCAGCCCGACACCAAUUUCCAUUCCGACAGUCACUCCAGUUGCAAUUCCCACGCCCCUAGUGACGCCCAAGGCUGCCCCCAUCCCCGUGUUGAUAACCCAGCCCACGCCGACAGCGAUCCAUCCCGUUCAACCAAUUGUCAACAAUUGCACCACCAAGGUGGCGCCGUUGCCCUUCUACAACACCAUCUACGGCAAGUUGCAGGAUCCGCCGGCACCGAGCAGCAUCGCCAGUCCCGCCACCACCAACACUAUGCCCAGUCUGGCCGAAUAUCUGGAGUCUACAAAAGCCUCCAAGGCUUUACCGGCCGCAUCGCCGGUAGCCAAAGCCGCCAGUGUGGCAGCAGCAGUUACGCCAGUUGCUGGCACCCCAGUUGCAGCUGCAUCCGUUGAAAUGCCACCUCCGGCAACCACACCACUUAAGUUGUAUACACGGACUGCCAGCCAUGAUCCGCGCCUGAAUCCCAUGCUCACAGUUCCGGAUCCCAUGCCCAUGCCGAAACGAAAGCUCUCCAUCAGCGAGUACCGGAUGCGCCAUCGUCCCUCGGUGGACACGGCUCCGACCACGCCCACAACACCCACCACGCCGACAACACCCACCACGCCAACGGGCACGGGCAAGGAUCGUUGCUUCGCCAAGCCGCAGACCAUUAACAAGUGCUCACUGCAGUCGCCGGAGCGCUACCAGGCGGCGAUUCGAGAGCGGCGUAACUCGAUUAGCGCGCAUCACCAUCCACAGCAAAACGUAAGCCUAAAUCUGAACAACAACAAGAGUAGUUGCAUCAACAGCAAGGGCGGAACGAGCAGCGGUAAUCAUUUGCAGCAGGCGUUGGGCGUUAGGAUGCCCAUCAAGAAUGCGAUUAUUGAUCCGGCGGCCACCACCUUGAGCACGGUGAACAGCAUCCUGAGCACGGCUCAGAAGCUGCACAUGUUUGAUGACAAACCAAAGGGUGGCCACUUCAAUGCCGCACCCACACUACUCGAGCAGCAGCAGGAGAAGAUGAGCGAGCGAUCGCGGUGCUUGCAGCGGACCAUUUCUUGUGACUCGCGGGUUAUCGAGCGAUUGGGCUCAGGCGCAGCUGCUAGUGCCUUGGAGAAAGUGACCACGGCAGCAGCCAGGCGGGAUGGCUUAUAAAAUGUAAACCAAACAACAAACGGAUGAUAACCAAAAAAACUGUUUUCCAGUUUUAAAACAACAAUGCAAUACAACAUCAACGAAGGCCACUAAACAGCAGAUUGAUUCCAAUUUUCUCUAUUAGAUACUCGCGCUUUCCUUAACCAAACAUCAAAAACUACCCGUUCUUUUACUUUAAACGCUAAAUUGUAAAGAAGAAAAUUACAACGCGCAUAUAGUAUGGGCAGCAUAACUGUAAUAUGUUGUCGAUUGAGGUGAGAAAAGACGAUGCAAUCAAUGUACAUUACAAAAAGGAGAAGAAAAUUUGCAUAGCAAAAAAAUUGGGAUUUCUUGAAGUGGAAGAUAAAAGUUCUACUAAACUACUUAGUUAUUUAAUAGUAUCGUUUUUGUCACAGCAAACAAGCCGCUUAAAUUACUUACAAGCAACAAAAAUACCAUAUAUAUGCACAUGUAUAUGCUAAACACCUAUAAAUAGAGCCUAUGUAGCGCGAUAUAAGCAUAAACUUACAUAGCACAUAGAGUACAGAAUAGGCAGCCAAAAUUGAAGUUAUAAAGAUGUUAGAAAGCACUCUUGGACGGUUAAGUAAUUGAAUAUGUAUUUUUAGUUCUUAAGUUCAUUCAACCUAGAGAACAGUUUCGUUAUAACAAUUACAGAGGAGCCUAAAGUAGAUGCAGGGAGUAUCCAUCUGUACAUAAUUUAAUUUGUGUAACUUUCGUUUAAAUUUGGAAAUACUUGUAAUCGUAGUAAUAAAAGAAAAAAAAAACUAUAUUAAAACCAGUAAACUACAAUAUUUACCCAGAAAAAAAUACAAAUCAGCCAGUCUUAAAAAUGCAAGCAAUAUUAAAAAUCCAAUAACUAGAAAGAGAUCUUGGCAAAUAAUAUAAAAUCAAAAACGCUAUCAAGACCAAGAAGACAGAAUCCGGGACUAAAAUCAAUGUAUAUAAUAGUUUUAAAUAUCCAAAAGCAACCAAAAGGAGAAAACAAAAAAUACUUGUUAUCGUGUUAGGCAAGUAAUGUAAGUUAAAAAGAGUACAAAGCGAGGGUUAAUUGAAUGAAAUUAAGCUAAUCGAACGUUAAAAUAGUGUAAAUAGAGGCAAAAACAGCAAGUUUCCGAAGCCAUUUUCGUAAUCAGACGUACUUUUAUUUUGUAUCUUUCCCGAAUUUUCCGUAAAAUAUAAUAAUCACAAAUUAUUUAGUAAAAUACUAUUGCAAAAUUCAAUAUAAUUUGUAUAGCUUGUCACUAGGUUUAUUCUGAUUAAUGCUCACCGAGGGAUGUGUCCAAAUGCUUAAUUUGUUCAGUAAUAAAUUUCUUGACCGUUUUUGAUGCAUUCCUUGUUGCAGCAUUUUUCUGUUGUACAUUUAAAGAAAAUCCUAAUUUGAUUUCUUCCAAGACAUGAACACAAAAUUUAAUUUGGGUUGUUUUAAAAUCCAAUAAACUAAAAAAACUCAUUUUGACCCUGUGAAAAAAUUAUUUGACGUAAUCAAUUCAGAUAGAAUUUGUUACUGAUGAUAGCUGACACCCAAUUAUUUAUAAGUUGGAAAGGUGUUCACAAAUCUGUUUUAGGGAAAAUAUGGGAAAUUAGUAUACAUUUAACUUUGUACAUAUGCAAUUUUAUUUCUUACAUUAACCAUUUAACCAAAUUAUGCAGGUGGUCUUUGGCAAAGCGCUCUUUGAGUUUAAUUUAGUUUUUAUUUUUGUAAAUAUGCAUAUGCCACAUUAAUUAUGUAAUCGAAUAAGUGUAAAAUAUUUAACUGGAUUCUACUAAGCUGAUUUUAUGAAACGUAUGUUGUUACUUUUUUUUUAGCGCUGUACAAUACAAACCAGACCUAUAUUAAACCUAUUUAAAGUAACUUAAAAAAUAUAAAUAUGGAUGAAAAGUUCGUAGUUUUCGUAAUACAGUUUUUGAUAGUUCUAGCAUAAAACGCAAACGAAAUUAUUUAUACCUUAUUUGAAAGAAAAAUACCUACUCGUAAUAAUUUUUACUCUACACCUAGAUUCUUUGUAAGUGCGAAUUUGAAUUGUAAGUUUAAGAAUAGUGGUUUUAGCCAUAAGGUACCUUGGUUUAACUGAUGUAAAUUAAAUACGUUAAUUGUUUACUAAACACAAACACAAGCAUGCCUAAAGAAGAAGGCAAAUAAGCUUCGUCUGUAAAAUACAUUACAAAUGAAUUCAUAAGAUUCUUUAACAAUAAACAAAAAACCGAAAAACAAAAAUAAAACGAAAAUAAAAUGAAAAUAAA